This is a messenger RNA of Oryzias latipes (Japanese medaka), 1898 nucleotides long. RefSeq names its product amidohydrolase domain containing 1 (gene amdhd1). The record is from RefSeq and is a predicted model, not a curated record. NCBI's taxonomy places the organism in Eukaryota, Metazoa, Chordata, Actinopteri, Beloniformes, Adrianichthyidae. Gene Ontology annotation, molecular function: imidazolonepropionase activity. Gene Ontology annotation, cellular component: cytoplasm.
AAACUCUUCUGGACAAACAUUGACUUUGUCUCCAAACCCUGGUCGCCUCUGAAGUUCCUCAGUCUGCUGAGCAAAAAUGUCCGAAAAUCAGCGUCUGUUGGUGAAAAACGCCAAACAGGUGGUUUUGAUCUGCAGGAACGGAGAGAAGUUCCUGAACAAAGACGGGAUGAAGAGUCUGAGCGUGAUCGAAAACGGCAGUGUUGUUAUUGGGAGGGACGGGCUGAUUAAAGCGGUGGGACCUGCAGAAACCAUCAGUGCUCAAUACCCAGAGUCCUCCUGUGAUCAUGUGAUCGACGCCACAGACAUGUGCGUUCUGCCAGGUCUGGUUGAUGCUCACACUCAUCCGGUCUGGGCUGGAGACCGUGUUCACGAGUUUGCGAUGAAGCUGGCAGGAGCCUCCUACAUGGACGUGCACCGGGCCGGCGGAGGGAUCCAUUUCACGGUUGAGCACACCCGCGCCGCCGCCGCCUCGGAGCUGCUGGACGCACUGACCCGCAGGCUGCAGCGGAUGCUGCGCGCCGGAACCACGCUGGUGGAGUGUAAGAGCGGGUACGGGCUGGAGCUGCAGACCGAGGUCAAGAUGUUGGAGGUGAUCGAGGCGGCCAGGCGCUCGCUGCCCAUCAACAUCUCCUCCACCUACUGCGGAGCUCACGCCGUGCCCAAAGGGAGGACGGAGGCGGAGGCUACAGCAGACGUCCUGCAGGUCCAGCUGCCGCGGCUGAAGGAGCUGAUGUCCGCCGGGACGCUGCAGGUCGACAACAUAGACGUGUUCUGUGAGCGGGGCGUGUUCGGGCUAAGCUCCACCCACCGCAUUCUGCAGGCCGGGAGGGACAUGGGCCUCAACAUCAACUUCCACGGGGACGAGCUCCACCCCAUGAACUCCGCCCAGGUAAGCAGCGGGGGAGGGGCCGGUGAACAUCUGUUUCUGUUGACGUCAGACGCUGUGUGUCAGCUGGGGGCGGAGCUCGGGGCGUUGGCCAUCAGCCACUUGGAGGAGGUGACGGAUGAAGGCAUUGUUGCCAUGGCGACGGCAAAGACGGCUGCCAUCCUCCUGCCCACGACCGCCUACAUUCUCCGGCUGCCGCAGCCUCGAGCCAGAGACAUGCUGGACGCCGGCGUGAUCGUCGCCCUCGGGAGCGACUUCAACCCGAACGCCUUCUGCUGCUCCAUGGUGAGGACGGAGACAUCCCAACGUCCCCCGCCGCCCGGCCCUCACCUUCAUCCUCCUCCUCUUCCUCAGCCCAUCGUCAUGCACUUGGCCUGCGUCAACAUGAGGAUGUCCAUGUCUGAGGCACUGGCCGCCGCCACCAUCAACGCUGCCUACGCGCUCGGCCGCGCGCACACGCACGGCUCCCUGGAGGUCAGCAAACACGGAGAUCUGCUCGUCCUCAACUGCAGCAGGUGGGAACAUCUCAUUUACCAGCUGGGGGGGCAUCAGGAGAUCCUCCGUUACGUCGUCAUCAAAGGAAACAUCGUCCACGACAACGACAAAACCAUGCAGAUGUGACAGCAGCAGCUUUUCACAGGGCGGGGAGGAGGAACCUGAACAACGUACCCGCUUCCAGAAGAUGUUGGAGGCGUUCCUGCCGCAGCCGGGGUGAACCUGCUGGCAGCAGCUGUCGGGAACCACGUUCUCCUGCAGGGCGGCGUACCAGUCGUCAUGCCUCACCACGCCGCAGCACAUCCACUGGAGACCCACAGAGGAAAAACACUCAUUUAUGGUUCUCAACCAUGUUCUGGAUUCAUAAUAAGCAUGUUUUCGGGAACAAAGUCUGAGCGUCUGUGUCUUUGUCUACACGCAGAAACUCUUUCUUUUGAUGAUGCAGCAGUAUUACUUUUUUGAUGGACGUAUAAUCUUCAUACGGCGUCAUUAAAAACUCAGACUCAGUCUCACUGAA